Molecule: messenger RNA, 3848 nt
Organism: Beta vulgaris subsp. vulgaris (sugar beet)
Lineage: Eukaryota; Viridiplantae; Streptophyta; Magnoliopsida; Caryophyllales; Amaranthaceae
Product: F-box protein CPR1
Exons: 2
Coding region: 2284-3408 (374 amino acids)
Molecular function (GO): protein binding
Source: RefSeq, a predicted model, not a curated record
AUAAUUAAUUAUCAUUAUUGGGUAAUUGUUAACCUAUCAAGUGGUAAUUUUUGUUUUUACAGUAUAAAAGGCAAAAUAUUAUUUCAGCCUUGCUUAAUUUAUGUCCUGCAAAAUGAUAUUUUGCCUUUUGGUAUGAAUUUGGGUUUUAUUAUAAGACUGAUGAGUGAUGAUUACGUAGUUGUCAGUCACUAUUUAAGACAUGAAUAAAUAAUCUAUAACAUUUACUGUUAAUUUAUACUUCCUCUGAUACUAAACAAGUGAGUAAAUUGCGAUUUUGUUAGAUUCGUCGUGAAUCGUGAUGUAUAUUUCAAAAUAUCAACUUCUUAUAAAUUUUUACAUUUAAACAAUUAAAUAGUUACCUGAAAAAGUGAUUGUGAAAAAUUACAUAUAAGGCCACUGUUUGACAAUUUAACUAUUGGCUAUAGUACUUGGCUGAUUUAACCUUUAGGAAAAAUUCUUGAGGUAUCUAUGAAAUUUCACGUAAUUCUCAAAUUAUCCCUCAUAUUUGGAGAAUACUUUAGAUAAUUUGAUUUUAUACUCAAAAUACUUUUACUAUUGAUGGAGCUCUAACGCAGAGGUUCUUUCUCUCUUUGCUCUCUAUCCUCAUCUUCUUCAUCCCUCCUCUCACCAUUCUUCAUUGAUAACAUCCUAAACUUCCACUUCUUUCUCUCUCCUUCCACCUACAUACCUUUCUCUCUACUCCCCAUCUUCAUCUUGUGAAGUUCUAAUGAUGAUGGUGAAAUUAAUUCUCUCUUUGUGAAAUUCCCUAAUAUUAAUGAUGGUUGUUGUUGACUUGUGUUCUUCUUCUUGUUUAAUCUGUCAUGGGAUUUUCUAGUUUUUAGAAACGGGUUUUACACUCCAUUUUCAUGGAUUUAGGGUAGAAACUUGGCUUGGGUUUUAUUUUCUUCUUCUCGGUGUUGGAGGGAUGGGUUUGUGGGUUUUGCUUGAAUAAUAUUCCAAGAUCAAGGAGCAAUGAAUUGAAGGGGUUGUGAAGCUAGGAGAGAGAGGGAGAAGAUGGAUAUGAGGAUUUUAAGAAGGGUUGAAAAAGGAUUAGUGAGACAUCGAAAUUGCUAUGACUGAUUGUCAAAUGAACAUGAAGAAAGAUGAAGAUGAUGAUGAUGAUGAGAGAGAAAAGCACGUAGGUGUAAGGAGAGAGGAAAAAUUGAAGGUUUAGGAUGUCAAGGGAGGAUGGCGGGAGGAAAGAUGAAAAAUAUGAAGAUAGAGAGAAGAGAGAAGAAAAAACCUAAUGACGAUAGGGUUCCAUCAAUAAUAAGGGUAUUUUGAGCACAAAGUCAAAGUUCAAGCAUAUAUGAAGAAUUCCCAAAUGUGAGGAGAAAUUUGAGAAUUAUGUCAAACAUCAUAUAUACCUAAACAUUUAACAAGCCAUUUUAUUGGCCAUUUGAUUGUUGGGUGUUAAUACUUUAUAGACAUAUUUAGUAUAUUAGCUUGUUUCUUUUUUUUUUUUUUUAAAAAAAAGGGGUAAAAUCAAUACAAUAAUUGUUAGAGUUGUUUGUAUAGUGCAAAAUGAAAGCAAAAGUCGAAAGGCAAUACAAAAAGCUACUAGUAAAUCCAUCCUUUAGCUUUUGACUUUUUGUUGAAGGCUAAAUUGUGGUUAAAGCAUAGUCAAACUCAGUGGGCUCAGGGUGAAAAAGAGAUACCGCACAUAUUACUUCCUUUUUCUUGUACAGAAAGCUGGAGAACCUAAUUUAAAAAAAUUUAGAGUACUGUAACAAUGGAAACUGGAAAGUAGUUGUUACUCUCUAAAAUUAUACUUAAUGCAUAAAGUGAUUCACUAUGUUUAAUAAUUUAAUGAAUUUCGUACAUUCUUAGUGAGCACUUGCGCUUUGAAGUCUAUUAGCACUACAGGCGAGAACAUGAUGAUAAUGAUAUUAAGUCUGUAUAAUAAAAUGUUUAACAUAUGAUAACCUCACACAUUGUCAAGGAAAGUGGUUGUAAUUAAGCUGUAGCUAGAAGCCUAAAACAUUAAUUAAUGCAAAGUUUUAUAAGAUGCUUAAGUUUUAGCUGGGAACUUGGAAUAUUUUAUUAUGUGCAUCUGUCAAUCUUUGUCUUAGUCUUUAAAAAACCAUUCAUGCUUGAUCUAUCACGAAAAUGUUGGUGUUUAAUAGUCCAUUAAAUUAGACUCCAACCAAUAUCACUGAGUAAUCUAAUAUUAGAGCACUUGUUUAUUUUCCCAUACUUAGAUUAUACGUUUUAUAUGUUCAUAGAGCAUCAUUUGGAUAUUAAAGCUCCAUUAAAUCUGAUAAGGUAGAGAAAAGAUUUUUGAUGGCAACUAUUCCAUUGGAGAUAAUAACUAAUGGUAUUCUCCCACGAUUGCCUGCAAAAUCUCUUAUGCGCUUCAAGUGUGUUUCGAAACCAUGGUUAGCACUGAUUUCAAGCCAUGAGUUCAUCCACCUUCAUCUGCACUAUUCCCUCUCCUCCAUCACCAAUCACCUUCUCAUCCUCACUGAAAAUGAUUGUAGCCUCUUUUCAUCUAAUUUGGAGUUGCCAGAAUGCCCUGCUAUCAAGCUGCCGAACUUUGGGAUCAAACCGUCUGUUGUUGGAUCUUGCAAUGGGUUGCUUUGCAUCCAAAGUCAUAGGCCUUACAGUCUUUUCCUUCUUAAUCCAUCAACUGGCAGCUACCGCGAACUCUCUACUUUGCUUCCGCCUAGAAGAUAUGCUGCUCUCAACUUUGGGUUUGGGUAUGAUUCUGAAAAUGAUGAUUACAAGGUUGUUAGAAUCGUUGACCGUCUUGCUUCUCGAGGAUUUCUUGGUCAUCAAGUCGAUAGGAUAGUUCAAGUUUAUAGCUCGAGAGCAAAUUCCUGGGAAAUGAUCGAGUGGAGUCCACCUCGGGAUGCAAUGGGAGAUCGUGAGAAUGGUGCUCUUCUAAACAACAACCUGCUUCAUUGGAAGUUUUGGCGUCCACAAGAAGGCUAUCACAUUCGUUGUUUCAAUCUUUGUGAAAAACGUUGGACUUCUGAUCUCCCAUUCCCGGACUACAUUAAAGGGAUACGAGAUGGAAUCCUAGAUUUCGGAGUUUUUGAUGGAAGUCUUUACUUUUCAAGUAAGAAUCAGCAGGAACCUGCUGUUGAUAUAUGGAUCAUGAAGGAGUAUGGUGUUACAGAGUCUUGGGUUAAGCUGUUUCAAAUUUCGGAUUCAAGGGUCGUUAGAUCAUCACGAGUCUCACCUAUAGCAUACUGUCGUCUCAAGAAUAAGGUUUUGCUUAGGACGACAAACAAGAGUGAACAUAGCAUUUUGUGGUACGAUAUCAAGGGCGAAGCAGCAGAGUGUGCUAAAAUCAAUGGAGUAGCAGAUUGUCUUUGGAUUGAUGUAUGUAAAGGCAGCCUUGUUGACAUUCCCAGUGGUUCCCAAAUCAGAAAUACAAAACAAAACGAUGAGAAAGAAGCUUAAUUUUCAUAUAGUUAUGUAUAUGAUGUUCUUGAAUCGCGACAAAUGCAAUCACUGACCCGCUGUUCACUUCUUUGCACCAGCCAUCUAGUAGCAUGAGCAAGCUUAUUGAGGUGUGAAUUAGAUGUUGAUGGAUCCCUUGUUUGCAAAGUGAUCAGAGAUGUCUCAUAUUGGAGAAUAGGAGAGUGAAUAACCACUUUGUAAACCUAAUGAGCUACUUUGUUUUAGUUUGUAAGUGGCGUGAACUCUAACAAUGCUAAUUGUAUAAUUGUUAUUCUCUUCAGUGUAAAUGUAGUUCUCCUUGCUUUUUUUCUUCCCUUGUAUUUGGUUUGUGUUGUAAAUGGAACCUUGCCAAUAGCAAAUGUGCUUUGAUUGCUGGUGGCAACAGUUAGCCAAGGAAAUGUAUUUUCCAGUAAAGAAAGUUCUUAGUUAGUUUGGAAAUA